AUGAAAAAUCGAAAAACAACUAUUAAUUCAGCUACAUAUGAUUCUAUUUUAUUGAGUGAUGUCAAUGAAGUUAUCUCAAACAUAACCGAAAGAAUAACAGAUAUUACGAAAAAUGAACAUAGUUUCUUGAAACUAUGUAAAAAAUAUUUUUCUUAUACACCAGCUAAAGAAAUAAAGUUAGAAAAUCCUGAUCAGAUAGCAUACUAUAUUCCCAUACAAUGCAGUAUUCAACAAAUGUUUAAAAAACCUGAUGUUUUACCUAUGCUGAUCAAAAAUUUUAAUGAAAAUGUCAAUCGUAAUAUUAUGGAUACAGAUUUGAUGUUCAAUUUUCGUCAUGGAUUACUUGGGAAACAACAUACAGUAUUGAAAAAUAAACCUGAUGCAUUACUACUUCAACUCUAUAUAGACGAUAUCGGCUUGACUAACGCUAUAGGUGCCAAAAAAGAUACUCAAAAAGUUACUAUGAUAUAUUUUCAAUUAGAAGAUUUACCUGACACUAUUAAAUCAAUCUUAAAUUCAAUAGGAGUUAAAAAAAUUUUUGAUCCAAUAGUUAAAGAUCUAAAUGUUUUGCAAAUGAAUGGAAUUUUCAUUCCAACUCUUCAGACUCAUUUACAUUUUGUAUUUACAGUAGUAACUGGUGAUCAUUUAGCGUCCAAUGAUGUAGGAGGGUUCCAGAAAAUUUUCAAUACUGGAGAAUUCUGUAGACAUUGUCAUAUAAAUUAUAAUCAAAAACUUGUUCCUUUGAAUGAAAAUACUCAUCGUCGUCGAAUACAAGAUCAACAUAAUAAUUUUGUUCAACAAGUGACCAAUUUGAAUAAUAAUGUUACAUUACAUGGUGUUGUUGGUGCAAGUCCAUUGGUAAAUCUGAUAGGUUUUCAUGCUGUAACUUCUUUACCUAAUGAUCCUAUGCACGAUUUUAAUGAGGGUGUUUGUGGUCAAUUAAUAAUGGCUAUGUUGAAAGAAGCUUCAACAAAAAGACUCCUUACAUAU
This is a messenger RNA of Adineta steineri, 990 nucleotides long. The record is from the annotation of a GenBank genome assembly. NCBI's taxonomy places the organism in Eukaryota, Metazoa, Rotifera, Eurotatoria, Adinetida, Adinetidae.